This is a messenger RNA of Magallana angulata, 3862 nucleotides long. Its product is annotated as tetraspanin-33-like. NCBI's taxonomy places the organism in Eukaryota, Metazoa, Mollusca, Bivalvia, Ostreida, Ostreidae. Gene Ontology annotation, cellular component: membrane. The record is from RefSeq and is a predicted model, not a curated record. The coding region runs from base 88 to 906 and encodes 272 amino acids. The transcript has 7 exons.
AUGACUUCACCGACGAACACAUCCGUAAAGAAGUCAAGUGAAUGAAUUUUUCAACAGUAGGGGACUUUAUUCGGUGAUUAUCGUGCUAUGGGGUGUUUUAGUAAUGAAGCAACGUUAGUCAGCCCCUGUGUGAAAUAUACUCUCUUUUUCUUCAAUUUUGCAUGUUGGUUAUUUGGUGGUGUUAUAAUCGGUAUCGGAGUUUGGGCAUUUGUGGAAAAGAACAAGUACUACCAGAAAGAUAUCUCCACAGUGUACGAUGUGGUUUUUGAUCUGUCGAUUAUCUUCCUCAUCAUCGGAAGCAUCAUCUUCAUCUUAGGCUACGCAGGAUGUAUAGGGGCCCUCAGGGAAAAUGUCUGUCUCCUUAAAAUUUAUUAUUACUCUAUGAUACUCAUAUUCCUGACAUUAGUGGUGGGAAUCGUGUUAGCGUUUGUCUUCAGGGACAAAGUCAAAGAGGAAGUAAGCACCAUUCUGCAGGAUAACCUCAUCACUACUUACCAAGAUGAUCCUGAUAAACAGAGUACCAUUGACUGGAUUCAGGAAAAUGUCGAGUGCUGUGGAGUGGCCAGCUAUCAGGACUGGGUGAAGAAUGAGUAUUAUAAUUGUACUACAGAUAACCCUAGUCCCCUGGCCUGUAGUGUACCAUACUCAUGCUGUAGAAAGCAAGACUCCAUAACAAGUGGUCUUCCAAAUAUUCUUUGUGGAAAAAAUGUACUUAAAGCAGGUGGCGAUUUAUCCCUGAUCUACACGAUAGGCUGUGUCGAGAUGUUCCUGUCCCUGGCAGAGACCCAGCUACCCAUUGUAGGGGGCAUUGUGAUAGGUAUCGCAGUACCUCUGUUGAUUGCCAUAUGCCUGUCAAGGUUGUUAGAAGGUCAAAUCCUGGAUCAGCAAAGACAUAUCCAAUACUGAUAAAGUUCAGAGGUUACACACUCAUGAUUGGGUCAAAGGUCAACAGCAAAACCAAUGGCCCUCAGGAUGCAUAAUGACUUAGCAAUAUUUUACACGUUGUACCCCAGACUUAAUCAUAAAUCCAAUGUAUCCUUCAUUAAAUGAUUUUACUUCUUAAUAUUUUAAUGAUGCAGGGAUAUUCAAAAUACAGUAAGGAGAGCUAUAUUAUACAUAGCAUCAAUUUUUCAAAUGAAUUAUUUAUUUUUUUUUUUGUUAAUAUAUAAAAAAAACCAUAUGUAAUUAUGUAUUGGUCAUUUAUGUCGUUCUUAUUUUUUGUUAAAAAAAAAUGUGCCUACCAGGUAUUUACUUGUUUGUUAUUCUCAAUCUUUUGUUCGCUGGACGAUGUACAAAUUGUAUCUUAUAUUUUGCUGGCAAAAGUUUUGUUUUUUUAAUUCAAUGUCAAAUUAAUUGGUCUCUUUUUUGUAAUUUAAUUGAUCUCUAAUUUAUGUUAAUGUUUUGUGAUUUUGGUUCGAUAUUUUUUAAUGCUAGUUCAAUACAACCUAAUGGUUUGUACGUAUUUGAAUGGUCAAUGUUAUUUUACAACAACAGAAGAAUGAUACGUGAGAUUUAUUGACUCAUAAAAUGCAGCUGAGAAGCGCAUUCAUUUUUGAGAUUUUUUAAGUUAGCAUUGAUAGCUUCACUUUACACGUAUUAAAUUAUUGUGAAGUACUUGGGAGAUUUUCUGUGAAUUAGCUUUCUGUUAUUUAGAUUUUGUUAAUUACUGCUAAAUGUUUGAUCAAUUUGAUUAUAAACUCUUAAUUAUUCAAAUUAAUAUCUAAGAAGUCGAUUGUGAACAAAAUUCAUUAGUGUAGUUGAGUUUCUUUCCUCACAAAUUAGAAAAUCUACAUCAGAGGCGAGUUCAAAAGUGUGAGUGCUCGCGAUCACUUGCCAAAAUUUGUGUUGCAGGUAUAGGGAAUUUUGGCAGGUGCUUGCACGGGAGGUGCUCGCUCUGUUAAACUCGCCUUAGGUAUAGGACCAUUUUUCAAUGUGCAGUCACAUGAUGACUAUACAUCAUGUUCAUUAGAUUUGAACAUUCUGACCAGAACAAUUUACCAUGAUACAUGAAGCAUAAUAUGGCGGUUUUAUCAUUUGUGCCUUAAUUUUUUUUUUCCUUUCCCUUUUCAAACAGACCAAUUAAUUAUGAGUUCUAUAACACUGUGUGAUAGUUGCAACAGAAACUGAGCUCAUGUUUGAAAAAAAAAUUUAACUACUGUAUUUCAUUAGAAGUGGACUGACUUGAUACUGUGAAAAUUAGCUGCAAGAUCAAACAUUUAGAUGUUCAUGUAAUGAAAAUGAAAGUCAUCCAUUUAUGUUAAACUUUCGAAGGGCCAACAAAUCUGUACAUGUUAUAUAUAUUAUAAAUGGGACCUUGGUUGAAUUAAUGCUUACACCAGUUAACCACUAUGUCUUCAUCGAUCAAGAUGUAGAUUACCGGUAUCUAGAAAAUAAACUACAUGAGACAUUUGAUGACUAGUUUGCGAUGAGAAAUGUUUGUGCAACGAGGCUCUCACGAAAAUUUCUUGUGUACACACUUAAAAGUUUUUGGUUUACAAUAUAUAUUCGACUGCAUUAAUUCUCACUCUGACAUUUUGUCAUUUUCUUGCAUUGACUUGCCACUCAAAAAGGUUACUCAUGCAUCUUUGAUGGUUUGUUUGAUUUAACAUUUUGAACAAUACUGUUCCUUGUUUAAGAGAUUUGUUGAUUUUUGUUAAUCCUAGACAUUCCUUUAGUCCUUAUACAUGUAGCAUACAUGUAGCUGGAUAAAUCGAACCAUGCAUGUUUUUUUUUGCUUCUCUUCAUGUUUUUGUCUUGGAUGAUAGAAGAGUCCUUGAACUUAUCUUUAUUUUGUCAAUAAUCGCCUACAUACGGAAACGCAAAGUCAGGAAUUUUAUGCUCAAAGCCAUUUUCGGUGAAUUUCAAAAAUUUCGAAAUUCACUUUGUUGUUUAUUUCUUUGCUCACAAACACAUUCAGUGAAGAUUGAUGUAAUAAUACUUUUCAUUUAUAUCUAUGAUAAUGUUCAUACUUUUAUUUUCCAUAUCAAUAUGUCCUUAAUAAUUUUAAAAGAUUCAAAUGUAAAUCCAGUAAUUUUAUUGUGCUUCUUAAUGGUUGAAAAAUAAGUGUUUAUAAAUAUAUGUAUAAAAAUGUUGUCAGCCAUAUCCCUUAUGUUCAUCUUUUUUUUUUUUUAAAUAGAGCUUAUUCCAAUUUCAAAUGAAGUGUGCAAUCUACAAAUGUGUAUGGACAGUAUAUAAAUUUGUAUUGUUAGAUUUUGUUACAAUAAAUUUAUUAUUUGUUCUACAUAUAUGCUUGUUCCUAAGGGCCUAAAUUUAUGUACAUAAUCAUGAUUUAAAUGAGAGAAAAAAUUGUGCAGGAAAAGAAUUUUUAUUGUAUAAAGUUAUAUAAUAUAUAAUAUAUAUAUAUACUGAGUAUAUAUGUAUUAAUAAUCAGGACGAAUUAAAAUUUGUUGUUUCUACUUACUGGUAUACCAUACAAAUAUAUAUUUAAAGCAAUUUGAUAGUUAUACAUGUAUUAUUGUGUGAGAUAAUUUGACCACAGGAAAAAUAGGUGAAAAUCUAUUUCCCUCCGUAAUAAAACGUGUAAAUUUAUUAGAUACAUGUUGUUUUCUUGUUUUGAUAUUGUCAUACAAAAUCUUCACUCAUUUGGGUUUAAUUUGGAAAAGUUAAGUGGAAAUGUGUAUUUUCGAACCCAACAUUCUGCAUUGAAAUGUUGCUAUAAAGAUUUACGAGUAUUUUUGUUACAAGAGUAUGUCAUAAGAAAUUUCUAUAUGGUAAUAUUUAUCUAAAUAGAUUCAGUUACCGUGUAUUGUUCAUAUCAUUUUUUUUUUUCAGGACGCAUAAAUGUAUUGUUCAUGCAAUGUUUAUCAUAUUGAAUAUUUAUAUAAAUAUUACGGGAACAUAC